AUGAUUCAACCUCAAACUUAUUUAAAUGUAGCUGAUAAUAGUGGAGCGCGCAAAUUAAUGUGUAUACAAAUUUUAGGCGCAAGUAAUCGUAAAUAUGCACAUAUUGGUGAUAUUAUUAUUGCCGUAGUUAAAGAAGCAAUACCAAAUAUGCCAUUAAAAAAAUCAGAAGUAGUUCGAGCAGUUGUUGUACGAACUUGUAAAGAACUUAAACGUAAAAACGGAACUAUUAUACAAUUUGAUGAUAAUGCUGCAGUUAUUAUUAAUCAAGAAGGAAAUCCUAAAGGAACUCGAGUUUUUGGCCCUGUUGCACGAGAAUUACGUGAAUCUAAUUUUACUAAAAUAGUUUCGUUAGCACCUGAAGUAUUAUAA
Messenger RNA from Physcomitrium patens, 369 nucleotides. The record is from the annotation of a RefSeq genome assembly. NCBI's taxonomy places the organism in Eukaryota, Viridiplantae, Streptophyta, Bryopsida, Funariales, Funariaceae.